Mesitornis unicolor (brown roatelo) is the source of this 3180-nucleotide messenger RNA. RefSeq names its product G protein-coupled receptor 144 (gene ADGRD2). Gene Ontology annotation, biological process: cell surface receptor signaling pathway; adenylate cyclase-activating G protein-coupled receptor signaling pathway. Gene Ontology annotation, molecular function: G protein-coupled receptor activity. Gene Ontology annotation, cellular component: membrane. The record is from RefSeq and is a predicted model, not a curated record. Lineage: Eukaryota; Metazoa; Chordata; Aves; Mesitornithiformes; Mesitornithidae.
AUGGUUAGGAGAGACUUGAGACCUGAUUCUUGGUUCUUCAGCUUUCUGGUUGGCAGUCUGUCCAGGAGCCUCUUUGCCUUUGCAGCCCUUGCCAAGAAUCAGACUUCUAAAGGUGUUGCUCCUGUCACGAUUGAGACCUCAAGAUAUGUGUACGACUAUGUGGCCACUGCUUUGGACUGGUGGCACGCAGACAGAUACUGCGAGCAUCGCUUUGCUCAGGUGCUUUUUGAACCCCAGGACAGUGAGCAGAUUUCCUUCAGCAAACUGCUGCAGUCCCACCGCGUCGGGGGCUCCAUCUGGCUAAACAAGAGGGACGGUGUCCUGCACCAACCAAAAUGGAGACGGGACCACAUUGUGCCUGUCCUGGUGUUCGGUGACAAAACAGACACAAAAUACGUGAAGGUGCUCUCUGAGUUCCCAGCGCUGCCUGCGGUCACAGCCUGCGCCCACCUCCAGUGGGACACCAGGUCGCAGGAGGUCGCUACCAUCUUCUCCUAUGCUGUGCCAGCUUUUAUUAAUGAGUUUCAGCUCCGCGGUGUUGUGGAUGAGGAAGGCUUUGUUCGCUUUGCUCUCAUAAUCCACGGGCACCAUUCCCCGUACCUGCCCAUGUUUCGUGCUGACAGACAGUGGCAUCACUUCUGCGUGACAUGGCAGCAGGAAAAUGGGACCUGGGCCAUCUACGCCGAUGGGAAAAGGAGGGCGUCUGCCAGUGGGUUGUGUGCGGCGGGGCCGUCUGCCCCCCAGGCCAUCUACGGCCAGGGGACAUUUAUUAUCGGGCAGGACCAAGACUCCCUGGGAGGCACCUUCAAGGAGAAAGAGUCCUUCAGUGGGAACAUCACCGACCUGCACAUCUGGCGGAAAGUCCUCGGCGCAGAGCAGGUUGAGAAAGUCCGGUCGUGCCGGGUGGUGGAGCAAGACCUUGUCUUUGGGUGGAGCCCAAAUGCUCUGGAGGUUGAAAGCAGCGUGCAGGAAGUGACCGCCCAGUUCCUUUGCCCAGGGCCUGUUGACAUUUUCGAAGUUGGCAGCAGCAGAUUCAGCUACACAUCUUGUCUGCAGCCUUUGCCUUUCAUCUGUCGCUACAGAAAGGAUGCAUACUGGCAGCUGAAGAAAGCUGAGUUGGGAUCCCGUCAGACGCUUGCCGACCGCGUCAACACACUGGCGGAGAAGAUGCUGAUUCCCGAGAGCGUCUUCACAAGGGAUAUCCGCGACAUGAACCUCUCCGUUGCUGUUGCUGCUCUCAAUGUCUUGGCGACUGUCCUGAGGGAGGAAGAGGUGCUCAUGCUGGAGUCGUCCAACCUCCUUGUGGUGCUUCAACUGCUAAAGCAAGCUUCUAAUCUGGAAGUCCAGAAGGGAGAGGAGCUGGCGCUGUUGGAGCAGUUGAGCCAGUAUUUCAUGGAAGUGAUCGAGUUAAUCUUGGAAGAGCAGAAUAUUGAGACGUGGUCAUUGAUCAGCCAGGUCAUCAGAGGGCCCAUGGCUGUUGUGGAACUCUGCAACAGGAUGGUGUCACAGAUGGCCCCACUGCUGACCAUGGAGAGGACAAAGAUCACCAUCCAGCACGGGAAUGUGGGGCUGGAGGUCAAGGAGCUGGAGCUGGGCAGGCAGGAGGUGAGCAGUGAGGCUUACCUGGUCCAGAGCCCUGAGAAAGGCAGGGGUGACUUCAUCGAAGUUCCCGCAGAAGAAAUGCAAAGGCUGAAAGCCAGAGGUCUCCUCAGAGUCACGGUGAGGAACAUGUGGUUCGGCUACGGCUCCCUGCAGCGCUUCCUGUCUGGCCCUGGCAGCAACAUAGACUUCCAGGACCCGGCUGCCUCUGAUGGGGAACAGAAGUACCUGAGCACCGCCGUGGGCACUGCUGUGAUCUCGACUGCUCUGCUCAGCGACCAGCAGGAAAUCAGCACCUCCGUGCAGUACCGCCUGCAGCACCGCAUCCAGGACCUGUCCAAUGAGCUGGUGGGGCCCAUCUGUGCCUUCUGGAACUUCAGCCUCAGCCCAGAUGCUGGUGGGAUGUGGUCCACAGCCGGCUGCUCUGUCAUGACGUCUCUCCCAGACUCCACUGGCUGCUUCUGCAACCACACCACGAAUUUUGCUGUCCUACUGCAGGUGUAUGAGGUACAGAGGAGCACCAAGGAGGAGCUCACACUGCAGACCUUGACUUUUAUUGGAUGUGGAGUUUCCUUCUGUGCCCUGAUCAUCACCUUCAUUUUAUUCCUGGCAGUUGGUGUCCCCGAGAGCGAACGCACAACCGUGCACAAGAACCUGAUCUUUGCGUUGGCAGCAGCAGAAGCUCUGCUUGUGUUCAGCGAGUUGGCCAAGUCCAACAAGGUCGUGUGUUUCACCAUCACUGCCUUCCUGCAUCUCUUCUUCAUGGCAGCCUUCUCCUGGAUGCUGGUGGAGGGGCUUCUUCUGUGGAGCAAAGUGGUGGCCGUCAACAUAAGUGAAGACAGGAGGAUGAAGUUCUACUACAUGACAGGCUGGGGCCUUCCAGUUGUUAUCGUGGGUGUGACCCUCGCCACUUCCUUUAACAAGUAUGUGGCAGACAACCACUGCUGGCUGAACGCGCAGGCCAACGUCAUCUGGGCCUUCGUGGGGCCUGUCCUCUUCAUCCUGGCCGUGAACACCGUCGUGCUCUGCCGGGUGGUGGUGGUGACCGUGUCCAGCACUCGGGGGAGAGCAAAGAUGUUGACGCCCAGCAACAGCCAGGAGAACCAUAUCGUAGCCCAGAUAUGGGCCACAGCCAAGCCAGUCCUGGUGCUGCUGCCAGUGCUGGGGCUGACCUGGGUGUGCGGGGUCCUUGUCCACCUCAGCAUCAUUUGGGCCUACGUCUUCAUUGUCCUGAACUCGCUGCAGGGCCUGUACAUCUUCCUGGUCUAUGCCAUCUACAACAGCGAGGUGAGGGAUGCCAUCCAGAGGAUGAAGAACAAGAAGAAAGCCCUCUCGUCCACAAACUGCUCCCCUCCCACCAACUACUUAUCAAGUCCCAGAAACACCAUCUCCUGGGAGACGGGGAAACUGAGUCCUUCUGCAGCUGAGGGAGCCUUGUCGAGCCCUGGGCAGGACCCUCCCAUGAAGAACAUCAGCAGCAAAGGAAAUUUUGGAGCCAAAAUUCCUGUGGGGAUUUCAUCCAUUAUGUCACCCGAGAGACCGGCUGUGGAGCUGACAGCGUUCAAAUCCUCAGGUUUCUGA